GUUCGAGAUACUGAGAGUAUAGAUAUACAUAUUUAUGGAAUAUCGAGAAAUAGCUGCGAAAAUUCAUGACGAAAUUUGGGAAGAGAACUGAACCAGCUGUUGAACAACGAUACCUACAUCCAUUAUUGGGAAGCUUGACUAAUUUAGGCCGAAAUGGCACUGCAAUUCAACACAUCUUCUCUGAUACAUUCUUUGACAAGAAGAUCUCACUUGUGUCUUUGAUCUGGUUACUCUUGUCACAGUAUUCCCUGUCACAUCUAAGCCAGAGUGGCACAGUAUUACUGGUAAGAUACAUGCAGCUUCUAUCCUCUGGAUAGUACACGGGAUCCGAGUCUGCCCGACAGAACUACACAAUCUAUUCAUUUCUUUUGUAUUGGAUUAAAACUUCUUUCAUGUAGCUUUUGUAAACUUGUACAAAGAU
Suhomyces tanzawaensis NRRL Y-17324 is the source of this 421-nucleotide messenger RNA. RefSeq lists its product as uncharacterized. NCBI's taxonomy places the organism in Eukaryota, Fungi, Ascomycota, Pichiomycetes, Serinales, Debaryomycetaceae. Bases 66 to 317 code for a protein of 83 amino acids. The record is from RefSeq and is a predicted model, not a curated record. The transcript has a single exon.